Rangifer tarandus platyrhynchus (Svalbard reindeer) is the source of this 855-nucleotide messenger RNA. Lineage: Eukaryota; Metazoa; Chordata; Mammalia; Artiodactyla; Cervidae. The record is from the annotation of a GenBank genome assembly.
AUGUCUGACAAGCGGCCAGCAGUGGACACCCAAGCUCGGCGGCUUCCCGAUUCCGUCAAGGAUAGCCCCAGUGCAGGCCUCGGUGUUUGUGGAUGGAUUUUGGUGGCUGUAUCAUUCUUGUUCACGGUUAUAACUUUCCCACUGUCAAUAUGGAUGUGCAUAAAGAUCAUAAAAGAAUAUGAGAGAGCCAUCAUCUUUAGACUGGGUCGCAUCUUACAAGGAGGAGCCAAAGGACCUGGUUUGUUUUUUAUUCUGCCGUGCACCGACAGCUUCAUCAAAGUGGACAUGAGGACCAUCUCAUUUGACAUCCCUCCUCAGGAGAUCCUCACUAAGGACUCAGUUACCAUCAGUGUGGACGGCGUGGUCUAUUACCGUGUGCAGAACGCCACCCUGGCUGUGGCAAACAUCACCAACGCUGACUCGGCAACCCGUCUUUUGGCACAAACAACCCUGAGGAACGUCCUGGGCACCAAGAACCUUUCCCAGAUCCUCUCUGACAGGGAGGAAAUUGCACACAACAUGCAGAGCACCCUGGAUGACGCCACUGACGACUGGGGAAUAAAAGUGGAGCGAGUGGAGAUCAAGGAUGUGAAGCUCCCCGUGCAGCUGCAGAGAGCCAUGGCUGCGGAGGCAGAGGCGUCCCGGGAGGCCCGAGCCAAGGUCAUUGCGGCUGAGGGAGAAAUGAACGCGUCCAGGGCUCUGAAAGAGGCCUCCAUGGUCAUCACCGAGUCGCCUGCUGCCCUCCAGCUGCGGUACCUUCAGACGCUGACCACCAUCGCUGCCGAGAAAAACUCGACCAUCAUCUUCCCUCUGCCCAUAGAUAUGUUGCAGGCUGUCAUGGGGACAAAACAGUGA